Messenger RNA from Gigantopelta aegis, 1363 nucleotides. RefSeq names its product rhomboid-related protein 3-like. Gene Ontology annotation, molecular function: serine-type endopeptidase activity. The transcript is spliced from 11 exons. Gene Ontology annotation, cellular component: membrane. The record is from RefSeq and is a predicted model, not a curated record. The coding region runs from base 205 to 1350 and encodes 381 amino acids. NCBI's taxonomy places the organism in Eukaryota, Metazoa, Mollusca, Gastropoda, Neomphalida, Peltospiridae.
AUUUUCUCGCUACAUACGACUGACAAUUUCUCAUUUCGGUAGUAAAGACCAGUGGUCAGCUGCUUGUAGCACCGAGGUCGUGGAAUGUAGGCUGCGUUAAACAGAAGAACAGAAGAAUUUUAAAGCAAAAAAAAUAAAGAUGUAACAGGAAAGACAAAAGCCAAGAGUUCAAUGCUGCCCUACCAAAAUGGCUGACUGGGAACCAUGGCGACUAUCAACACGCGGUUCCCGGUGUCCGAGUUUGAGAUGAUUAUCUUACAGACUGGAAUAGUGGUCGAUAGAUGGAAGCCACUAUUUGACCAGUAUGACCGCGGCCAUCGUGGGGAGAUCAAGGUGGAGGAUUUCCGUCGUCUUCUGCGACACCCUCAGGUCCAGGCGGAGAUCGACCGGCACACGCUGGAUGUCCUCGAGGUCAAGGCCACCGACCCGAUGAAGCAGACAGUCAGCUACCAGGAAUUCAUAAACAUCAUGAGCAAUCGAAGAAAUCCCAGUUUUCGGUUGGCUGUUGAGAGUCGUGAUAAGAACGGAUGGGCAGGUGAACGCUGUCUACAGGUACAGCCAGCUCCUGUGACGUGUUUUCAGAAGAUGGUUCACGCGGUAGCACGAGAAUACCUGACGGACGACCUCGACAGACAGUACUACGCCGACCGCUACACGUGCUGUCCUCCUCCACUACUGAUACCAGGAAUCACUCUGUUAGAGAUUGGAUGUUUCAUCUACUAUGGGCUGGAGGCAGGCACCAUCGAGGCGAACGGCCCCGUGCCCAUCAACAGUGUCUUCAUCUACCGUCCAGACCGCAGGCUCGAACUCUGGCGCUUCCUCCUCUAUAUGCUCAUACACGCCGGGUACGUCCAUUUAUUUUUCAACAUGCUUGUUCAGAUUGUUGUUGGGAUACCUCUGGAGAUGGUCCAUGGCUCGUUUAGAAUCCUAAUUGUUUACCUGGCAGGUGUGGUUGCAGGUUCUCUUGGAACAUCUGUGUUUGACAUGGAUGCGUUUCUAGUUGGAGCAUCGGGUGGAGUCUAUGCAUUACUGGCAGCUCACUUAGCUAAUAUUUUAUUAAAUUAUUCACAUAUGGAGUUAGGAAUUUUAAAACUGACAGCUGUUUUUCUUAUUGCUAGUGCUGACGUAGGGUUUGCGAUCUGGGAUCGGUACACCCACAAGAGUGAGUCGGCUCCUCCAAUUGGCUACACGGCCCACCUGAUGGGCGCCCUAGCGGGGCUGACCAUUGGUCUGGUCGUUUUGAAGAAUUUUGAGCAGAAGCUUCAUGAACAGUACAUGUGGUGGGUGGCUCUAGCCGUGUACUUCGGGUGUGUCGUGUUCGCUAUUUUUUGGAAUAUUUUUUACUACUGAGACAUCUUUCGGA